ACCGGGCAGCAUAAACAUAAACUCCUUAUCCUCUCUCUCUCUCUUUCUCUCUCCGUCUUUCUCUCACUCACAUCACACAACACAAAACACAUUAUUACAUACUACUACCACUACUCUUGCAGUCUUGCUUUGGUGUUUAAUGGCGUCUCAGAUCUAACAUAACAGUGCAAGUGGUUCGGCGUUGUUGUGAGUUUGUUUUUAAACGACGGCGUUUGGUUUUGUUAGUAUGCAGAAAAUGGCGUACACGUUUUCGUUUCCGGAGGAGGUGCUGGAGCACGUGUUCUCGUUCAUAUGGAGCGAGAGGGACAGGAACGCGAUCUCGCUGGUGUGCAAGUCGUGGUACGAGAUCGAGAGGUGGUGCAGGAGGAAGGUUUUCGUGGGGAACUGCUACGCGGUGAGCCCUUUGAUGGUGAUCAAGCGCUUCCCGGAGCUGAGAUCCAUUGCGCUCAAAGGGAAGCCGCACUUCGCGGACUUCAAUUUGGUCCCCGAGGGUUGGGGAGGUUACGUUUGCCCCUGGAUCGCCGCCAUGGCCCGGGCCUUCCCCUGCCUCGAAGAGAUCAGGCUCAAGAGGAUGGUCAUCACCGACGAGAGCUUGGAGCUCAUCGCUAAGUCCUUCAAGAACUUCAAGGUCUUGGUUCUCACUUCCUGUGAGGGUUUUACUGCCGAUGGACUUGCCGCCAUUGCUUCCAACUGCAGGAAUCUAAGGGAAUUGGACUUGCAGGAGAGUGAAGUGGAGGACCUUAGUGGGCACUGGCUAAGCCAUUUUCCUGAUUCCUACACUUCAUUAGUUUCACUUAACAUCUCUUGCUUAAACCAUGAGGUGAGUUUAUCUGCAUUAGAGCGUCUGCUUGGGAGGUGUCGGAACCUGCGGACCCUCCGUCUCAAUCGUGCCGUGCCCCUUGAUAGACUACCCAACCUACUUCUCCGGUGUCCUCAGCUGGUUGAGUUAGGCACAGGAGUCUAUUCAACUGAGAUGCGACCGGAGGUCUUCUCAAACCUGGAAGCAGCAUUUUCUGGUUGCAAGCAGUUGAAGAGCUUGUCUGGCUUUUGGGAUGUGCUUCCAUCCUACCUUCCAGCUGUCUACCCCAUCUGCUCCAGGCUAACAUCGCUAAACUUGAGUUAUGCUAUUAUUCAAAGCUCUGAUCUUAUUAAGCUUAUCAGUCAAUGCCCAAAUUUGUUGCGAUUAUGGGUGCUGGAUUACAUAGAAGAUGCUGGUCUUUAUGCCCUUGCUGCAUCAUGUAAGGAUCUAAGGGAGUUAAGGGUGUUUCCGUCUGAGCCGUUUGGUUUAGAACCAAAUGUUUCAUUGACAGAACAGGGCCUUGUCUCUGUGUCUGAAGGUUGCCCCAAGCUCCAAUCGGUUCUAUAUUUUUGUCGACAAAUGUCGAAUGCAGCCCUACAUACAAUUGCACGGAACAGGCCUAAUUUGACUCGUUUUAGGCUUUGUAUUAUUGAGCCUCGAACUCCUGACUAUCUAACCCAGGAACCCCUGGAUUCUGGUUUUGGAGCUAUUGUAGAGCAAUGCAAGGAUCUUCAACGCCUAUCCCUGUCUGGUCUUCUUACUGACCGUGUUUUUGAGUAUAUUGGGACUUAUGCGAAGAAGCUGGAGAUGCUAUCUGUGGCUUUUGCUGGAGAUAGUGAUUUGGGACUUCACCAUGUGCUGUCAGGGUGUGAUAAUCUUAGGAAGCUGGAGAUAAGGGAUUGCCCCUUUGGUGACAAGGCCCUUUUGGCAAAUGCUGAAAAGCUGGAGACAAUGCGAUCCCUUUGGAUGUCCUCCUGCUCAGUGAGUUAUGGAGCGUGUAAGCUACUGGGUCAGAAAAUGCCCAGACUCAACGUUGAAGUCAUUGAUGAAAGAGGACCUCCAGAUUCAAGGCCAGAUGAUUGUCCUGUUGAGAAGCUUUAUAUAUACAGGACUGUUGCUGGGCCAAGGUUGGACAUGCCUGGUUUUGUGUGGACAAUGGAAGAUGAUUCUUCACUAAGGCUUGAGUGAUCACGCGGUGGAUUGAGGCAAGGAAAUCUAAUGCCACUUUGGUUUGUGAUAUCUAGAAUGGCAGGUACAUGCUCAGUAUGCUAUUCUCUAGUGAAUUUACUGUUGCCUGGCUUAUAUAUAUAUAUAUAUAUAUAGUUGCAGACUUGCAGUUAUGGCUUGUGGUUGAGCUUGGUACUGGAGAGCUUACACAGAAAGCUUGAGCUCGAUUGCCAUUCAUUUUACACUUUGGCUGAGCUACGGGAUGCCAAUUUUACUGAUUUACAAAGAGUCUGAAACUGUGUUGUUGUUGUAUGUGCGUUAGAUGCAGUUAUUUUAUUCUUCAUACUAUAAUAUUUGCGGGCUUCAAUUUAUUUGUAUGUUAACUUUGUCUUUCGUAGUAGGAUGUUGGACACAUUUGUCAUUGUUAGCCUUCCCAAUGAAUAAUAUUCGUAUUCUAAUGCAGCCAGCGUUGUUAGCUCUUUGCAA
Glycine soja is the source of this 2452-nucleotide messenger RNA. RefSeq names its product protein TRANSPORT INHIBITOR RESPONSE 1-like. The record is from RefSeq and is a predicted model, not a curated record. The transcript has 3 exons. Lineage: Eukaryota; Viridiplantae; Streptophyta; Magnoliopsida; Fabales; Fabaceae. Gene Ontology annotation, molecular function: protein binding. Gene Ontology annotation, cellular component: SCF ubiquitin ligase complex. Gene Ontology annotation, biological process: SCF-dependent proteasomal ubiquitin-dependent protein catabolic process. The coding region runs from base 227 to 1987 and encodes 586 amino acids.